Molecule: messenger RNA, 2334 nt
Organism: Clupea harengus (Atlantic herring)
Lineage: Eukaryota; Metazoa; Chordata; Actinopteri; Clupeiformes; Clupeidae
Gene: utp6
Product: UTP6 small subunit processome component
Exons: 19
Coding region: 179-1963 (594 amino acids)
Biological process (GO): maturation of SSU-rRNA from tricistronic rRNA transcript (SSU-rRNA, 5.8S rRNA, LSU-rRNA)
Cellular component (GO): Pwp2p-containing subcomplex of 90S preribosome; small-subunit processome
Molecular function (GO): protein binding; snoRNA binding
Source: RefSeq, a predicted model, not a curated record
UAAUAGUGGGACACCGGAAAUAGAAUUGAUCACAACUUUCACACACGCGUGUUUGUCCGAUGAAGCUAGUGAAGGUAUAAGCGAUGAAUAUUUAUUGAAAAACAAAGUGCUUCAUCAAACACACUGCACAUAUUUAUAAAUUGACUUCAAUAAACUUUAAUAACGUUGACGUGGAAGAAUGGCUGAACUAGUACAACGACGAAUAGAGGAGAGGAUUCCCGAGCUUGAGCAGCUGGAAAGAGUGGGACUGUUCACCAAAAAGGAAAUCAAGUCUAUGCUGAAGAGGACCACUGCUCUAGAAUACAAACUACACCGAAGGGACCUUUCAAAAGAUGACUUCAUUGCAUACAUACAGUAUGAGAUAAACGUAUUAGAACUCGUCAAAAAGAGACGUACAAAUAUUGGAUACCAUUUCAAGAGGGAUGAAAUUGAAUAUGCCAUCAUUCAGAGAGUCAUCAACACAUUCCGGAGAGCAACCUCUAAGUGGCAGGAAGAUGUCCAGCUGUGGCUGUCCCAUGUAGCAUUUUGUAAGAAGUGGUCCACAAAGGGUGAACUGAGCAAGGUCUUCUCAUCCAUGCUUGCUGUCCACCCAGACAAACCCGCCCUGUGGAUCAUGGCUGCCAAAUGCGAGAUGGAGGACAGGAACUCAUCCGAGAGCGCCCGCCACCUGUUCCUGCGAGCCCUGCGCUUCCACCCCGACAGCAGGAAGGUCUACCAGGAGUACUUCCGUAUGGAGCUGAUGCAUGCUGAGAAGCUGAAGAAGCAGCAGGAGGAGCUGGAGAAGGCGAAGAUAGACGUGGGGGAGUAUGAGUUUUCCCCUGAGAUUCUCAGUGGCAAGUUGGCAGAGGUGGUGUACAGAGCCGCCACACAGAAGAUCAAAGGAGCUGACUUCGUCCUGACCCUCCUGCAGAUCGCGUCCAUAUUUGACUUCACCAAGGACCUACAGGCCACCAUUCUCCAAGAACUGCAGAGCCAGCACACAGACGACUCGGUCACGUGGGACUUCAUGGCCAAGCGCGAGCUGGAGGCGACCGUGACCCCGGAGCUCCAGACGGCCAAGGGCAAAGCCUCCGACACCGACCGCAAGGAGGAGCGCUGCUGCACCGUCUAUGAGGAGGGCGUCAAGAGCCUCAACACUGAGGCCAUGUGGACGUGCUACGUGACCUUCUGCUUGGAGAGAUACAAGAGGAAGACCAACGUCCAGGAGCUAAAAGACAAGAGAAGAGAGAGGUUACUGAAGGCACUGCAGGGGGCUCACCAGGCGUCGCUGCUCCCAGAGACCUUCUACAAAGCCUGGCUUGAGGUCUUGAUGUCGUCAGGCGACGAAGAAGCCACCGCCCAGAUCGCCACGGCAGCCACCCAGCGCUUCAGCCAAUCGGCGGAGACGUGGUGCCUGGCCCUGCAGACAUUGGUGAAACUGGGGAACGCAGAGGCGGGCGGUCUAUUCCAGGAAGCGCUCGCUCACGUGAAUCCCAAGGAGAGCCUGCCUUUGUGGCUGCAGUGGAUCCAGUGGAGCGAGUCCAGUCGGAGUGUUGAGGAGACAGAGGCCCUGUUUCAGAAGGGUCUGUUGUCCACCGUGCCAGCAAUUUCUUCAGCAGUCAAAGAGAAGUACCUGGAUUGGUCCAUUCGAACAGGAGGGUACAAGAAGGCACGAAAGACUUUCACAAGUUUACAUGAGCAUCGUCCGUUCACCAAGGCCUUUUUCACCAUGAUGAUCCAGAUUGAGAAACAGCAGGAGACUCACAAGAUGAACAACGUGAGAGACUGCUACGAACGGGCGCUCAGGGAGUUUGGCUCCACUGAUGAUGAUCUCUGGAUAGACUACAUUAAAGCGGAGCGAGGGGCCCACGGCCAACCCGAGAAUUGUGGGAAACUCCACUGGCGGGCGAUGAAGGCUUUGGAGGGCGAACAUGUGGAGCGCUUCAUUACCCAGUACACUCUGCUGCAGACGGGCCAUAUCUGAUGCCCCCACCAGUGGCACACUCGGGGGGGGAAACGGAGGUUGCCAGCACGUUCUUGGGUGUUAAGUUUUUCAAGACAUUGGUGUCUCGGAAGGUUUGAGGAAAGUUGGAAUGUCAACCAUUUUGUAUUAGUGUCUUACAGGAAGAGCAUGUUUCACAUUUUGACAGUUCUGCUCAGUCAACGAUGUUGGAAAUAUACAUUUAUUAUGAAUUUACUACUACAUUUUUCAGAUGAAUUUGUCUAUUAAAUAUGUCCCUGUAGUAGUGUGUCCUACAUGAUGUAACAGUGUUACACAGUUUCUGUUGUGGCGUUUCUGGUUGAGGAUUGGUGGAGCCUAGGUUUGGAAAAAACAGUUUCUCUUUUCUCAUCAAA